GCAGUCAGCUGAAUGAAACUAUCCAGAGGCUCUUGACUUGUCACAUUUGUCUGGAUGUGUGUGACCCUGAUCCCGUCUGUGGUUUUGGUAGUCAGAGACCUGUAUUCAGAGACAGAAGGGCAGCUCCAACAGAUGUAGACACUGACAUAGCCUUCAUCAUGGAUAGCUCAGAGUCCACCACCCCUCUGCAGUUCAAUGAGAUGAAGAAGUACAUUUCCCACCUCGUAAGUAACCUGGAAAUCAGCUCUGAGCCAAAAGUAUCCCAGCACCAUGCAAGAGUGGCAGUUCUCCAGCAAGCUCCUUAUGAGUAUGAAACCAACUCAAGCUUCCCACCGGUAAAAACUGAGUUUUCACUAACUGAUUAUGGGUCCAAAGAGAAGAUCAUUAAUUACCUGCACAACCAAAUGGCCCAGCUCCAUGGCACCAGGGCUACAGGAAGUGCGAUUGAACACACAAUGGCUCAUGUUUUUGAAAGUGCACCAAACCCUCGGGAUAUAAAAGUCAUAGUUCUGAUGAUGACCGGAAAAGUGAAUAAACAAGAACUUGAGUACCUGCAGAAGGUUGUUACCAGUGCAAAAUGCAAAGGGUACUUCUUUGUUGUCUUGGGCAUUGGCAGGAAGGUGGAUGUCAAGAAUAUCUAUAGCCUAGCUAGUGAACCAAAUGAUGUGUUCUUCAAAUUGGUCGAUAAACCAGGGGAGCUUCAUGAAGAGCCCUUACUACGCUUUGGGAGACUGCUGCCGUCUUUUAUCAGAAGUGACUUUGCUUUCUACCUGUCUCCAGAGCUAAGGAAACAGUGCGAGUGGCUCCAGAAUGACCAGCAAGCCAAGAGCCAGAGCCUCGGGCACACUGGGCAGAAAGCAGUGUACGUGGCACCCAACGUGACCAUGAGCCGGACCCCCAAUGCCAGCAGCACCACGGUCAGUGUGAGCAUCAAGCCUGUUGCAAGCACCAACACCCGUGCCAGAACCACCACUGCCAGCACCACAGCUCAGAGCAGAGCCGCUGACCACACCACCGCCAGCACCGUGGUCCAGGCGAACGCCACCACCACCGCGGUCCAGGCAAGCACCACCGGCCAUGCCAAAGCCACCGGCCGCGCCACUGCCAACUCCACAGGCGCCGUGUCAGGAGGCAGGAGAAGACAAGCAAAGAGCCACGACAUCCAGAUCACAGAUGUCACUGAGCACAGUGCCAGGCUGCGCUGGGCCAGCCCUGAGCCACACAGUGCCCACACCUUCGAGAUCUCCAUCACCUCUGCGCAUGACCACUCGCUCGUGCAGAGCCAAAACCUGACAGGCACUGAGCAUAUCAUCCACGGGCUCAGGAGUGGGCAGAAAUACCUUGUCGUCAUUACCGGCUACCAGAAAUCCCAACCCAGAGUGUCCGUGGCCAACAUGAUGCUCAACACAGAGCCACUCGAAGGGCCUGAGAGUCAUUGGCCAGACCCUUGCUUGCUGGACUUUGACAUGGGCAUGCAGUGCAAGGACUAUCAGAUUGUGUGGUUCUUUGACUACAAACACAAGAUCUGCAGCCAGGGUUGGUAUGGUGGCUGUGGUGGUAAUGCAAAUAGAUUUGAGGCCGAAGCUGAGUGCAUUAGCAAAUGCUUAAAACCAUCAGCAGCUGAGAAAACCAUGCAGCAGCCACCUCUUGAGAAAAGAUUAUCAUCAGUCAUGGACAUCUGUCGGCUGCAGAAAGACGAGGGGACCUGCAGGAACUUUGUGCUCAAGUGGUACUAUGACCCUGCCACCAAGAGCUGUGCCCGCUUCUGGUACGGCGGCUGCGGCGGCAACGACAACAGGUUCAACACGCAGAAAGAAUGUGAAAAGUUCUGUGUCCCUGGUAACAGCCCCGGUGUGGUGACGACGAUAGGAACAUAGAGCCAGCGACCUGUCAACACAUACCUCUGAGACAGCCAGAAGCAUCGGCCGUUCCCACCCUACCCCUCUAGAAGCUAAGGGUAUAGACUACCUUGCACUGUGCUAUUUCAUGCUUUUACUUCCAAGCAAACCUUGAAGAAAGCGUUUUGCUUCAUGACCUAUCAAUAUGGUGCUAAACUGUUCGUGGACUGAGUGCUACGUGUGUCCAGGUUAUAUUGUAUAGCUUCAACAUUACCAAAUAUUUACCUAAUUGCAGAUGGUUCUUGUCUCUCAAUGUGUCUCUAAAUUCCCCUUUCUCCUCGAUCCGGCAGUCGGCCUCUCUCAGGCACCAUGAAAAUGAGACAAAAA
This is a messenger RNA of Nestor notabilis (Kea), 2225 nucleotides long. Its product is annotated as collagen alpha-3(VI) chain-like. Gene Ontology annotation, molecular function: protein binding; serine-type endopeptidase inhibitor activity. NCBI's taxonomy places the organism in Eukaryota, Metazoa, Chordata, Aves, Psittaciformes, Psittacidae. Bases 159 to 1877 code for a protein of 572 amino acids. The transcript is spliced from 10 exons. The record is from RefSeq and is a predicted model, not a curated record.